Molecule: messenger RNA, 3623 nt
Organism: Cannabis sativa
Lineage: Eukaryota; Viridiplantae; Streptophyta; Magnoliopsida; Rosales; Cannabaceae
Product: UDP-glycosyltransferase 72B1-like
Exons: 2
Coding region: 1905-3371 (488 amino acids)
Molecular function (GO): UDP-glycosyltransferase activity
Source: RefSeq, a predicted model, not a curated record
UAAUUUUAUUUCAGUUUUUAAUUUUAAAUCUUUUUACAUAACAAUUCUUCUUUUCUUUUUAUUUUUAAUUUUUAAUUGUAAAGCUAGUUUCUUAUAUAUUCUUACGAAGAAACCGACCUUGAUAACAUAUGGAGCGACUGUGUAGAGAAUAAAGCCAGAAAGAGUAUAGAAAUCAUUGUGCUUCUUAUGUAUGUUUGCUCAACAAAUAAUGCAGAGAUUUCAUUGUCAACGUUUCUGGGAAAAAAGCUAAUGUUGGUGCUGAUGUUCGAACCGAGGUUUGUUUUCGGUUUCUUUUUGGUUUUCUCCCAUAUUUGAAACUUUACACCUUCUAUAUGUAUUUGAAAAGAAAACGAUCUAAUUCAUGCUUAUAGUAGUAUUGACGUGAGUAGAGUUAUAAAAUUAAUAUUAGAAAAGUAUUAGGACAAACAUGAUUAAGAUUUAUGAGUAAAGGUGGCAAAGCUAAUAGAUUAGAUUAACACAGUCGGUCCCAUUUUUAUAUCAUCAAUGGGUAACAAUGAGAUUUAUCAUGGAUGUUGAUGUUCAAAGAGUUUUUCCUGUAUUUUAGUUUGUAUACAGUUGUUUUGUAGUUUUAUUAUAGUUUUGCUACUUGCAUAUGUUAUUUCACUAUAAAAUUAAUAUGCAACUAUUUGCACAAAACUUACUAUGUAUAACUACUAUUUUUUAGUCCCCAUCAAAUUAAAUUCUUGCAUAAUAAAUAAACUAUCAUAAAACGAUAAUGCAACUAUAAGGCAACUAUUUGCACUUGCAUACAGUUGUUUUGUAGUUUUAUUAUAGUUUUGCUACUUGCAUAUGUUAUUUCACUAUAAAAUUAAUAUGCAACUAUUUGCACAAAACUUACUAUGUAUAAUUACUAUUUCUUAGUCCCCAUCAAAUUAAAUUCUUGCAUAAUAUAUAAACUAUCAUAAAACGAUAAUGCAACUAUAAGGCAACUAUUUGCACUUGCAUACAGUUGUUUUGUAGUUUUGUUAUAGUUUUGCUACUUGCAUAUGUUAUUUCACUAUAAAAUUAAUAUGCAACUAUUUGCACAAAACUUACUAUGUAUAACUACUAUUUCUUAGUCCCCAUCAAAUUAAAUUCUUGCAUAAUAUAUAAACUAUCAUAAAACGAUAAUGCAACUAUAAGGCAACCAAAACAAAAAAUAAAUCAAAAUGCAACUGUAUAUAACGUAGAUGUAUUAUUCAUGAGGUUUUUUUUUAAAUUUUUCACAUCAUACAUUGUUUUGGAUUUAGUGGGAGCUCCAGAUCUGUUUGUUACAGAUCUACAUUUCAUGAAUAUAGAUUUCGAUAUUAGGGGGAGUUAUUUUGAUCGAAUAAAAUAGAAAACAAAUGUGUAAUUUCAGUUUCUUCACAGUUUUUCUAAUUUUUUUUUUCGUCAUUUUCAGUUUAGAUCAUUGCAGGUAUUCUUUUCCAGUUGAUUUUGCCAGAAUUAAUAGUUGUAUUUUUCUCGUUUUGGUUUCAUUUUGGUUGUUUUGCGGUUUUGAAACGAGCGCGUAUUUUCAUCUUCAUGGUUCGCUCUAUACAGCUGAAGGCUUAGUGCAUGUGGUAUUUUUGUAAAUAUUUGUAUGUGGACUGUAUAAAUGUUUAAUGGGCCGGCCCAAAGUAUUUUUGUAAUUUUUUUUCUUUUUUUGUAUUUUUUUGUUUUUUUCCCUAAUAUAAAUGUAAAAAUUAGAUUGUGAGGGUAUAAAUGUAAAUUUUCGGAAAAGAAGAAAGUUAGUAUAGGUUACAAGUGACAGUACACAGGUUGUCACGAUGUCACGAGGCCAUUGCAUAAUGCAUACAAUUACUUGAUUUCUAUAAAUAUAUGCUUCCGUAAUUGUUUGGGCACAGCCCAUAACUGUGUGUCUCACUCCCAAGUUCCCAAAUUAAAACUCUGUCAACUCAACCAUGUCCAUGGCUCGAUCUGAAACCGCAAACAACCUACAUGUUGCUGUCCUUCCUAGCCCAGGUAUGGGCCACAUCAUCCCCUUAUUCAACCUUGCAAAUCGCCUAGCCACCGACCAUGGCUGCCAUGUCAGUUACCUCAACAUUACUGCCGAAGCCUCCGCUGCACAGACACAGCUCCUAACUUCACCCAACCUCCCACCCAACCUUCACAUCGUCCACAUUCCUCCGGCUAAACAACCAACCCACUUACCUCAAGAAGAACAGAGUACUCUGGCUUUCACCAGACUCUGCCACAUAGUCGAUGACAACCUCCGAGAGCUAAAAUCCAUACUCCUCCAUCUCGGAAAACCAAAAGCUCUCAUCAUUGAUAUCUUUUGUACCCAAGCUUUCGAGGUUUGUAAACAGCUUUCUAUUCCCGUUUACACUUUUUAUACAGCUUCCGCUGCUCUUUUUGCUUUCUCGCUUUAUCUCCCUGUUAUGGAUCGUGAGAUAAUUGAUUGCGAGUUCGUUGAUCUUCCCGAGCCGAUUCGGGUCCCGGGUUGUUCCCCGAUUCGAACGGAAGAUCUCAUCACUCAAGUAACGAACAGAAAAAUCGAAGAGUACAAAUGGUUUUUGUUUCACUCUAGCCGGCUUCCCAUGGCAGCUGGAACAUUGUUGAACACAUGGAAUGAAUUUGAACCCAUAACACUCAAAGCCAUAAAAGAGAACCCUUUUUAUCACCAAAUCCCAGCACCACCCAUUUACCCGAUCGGGCCGUUGAUCAAAGAGACUGAACCAAUUACGAAAUCCGGUGCUGAGUGCCUAGCAUGGCUUGACAGCCAACCACCAGAGUCGGUCGUCUUCGUGGCGCUAGGCAGCGGUGGGAGCCUUACGGAAUUGCAGCUGACCGAAGUGGCAUGGGGACUGGAGCUAAGUGGGCAACGGUUCAUUUGGGUGAUUCGAGCCCCGAGCGACGUGGAUCCUACAGCAGCGUUUUUCAAGGCGGGUGAUACUGAUAGUGACGACCCAAGAACAUUUUUACCAGCUGGGUUCGUGGAGAGGACUAAGGGAGUUGGUCAUUUGGUGUCAUCUUGGGCUCCCCAGGCUAAGGUGCUUGGCCACCGGUCGACUGGUGCGUUUUGGUCACAUUGCGGUUGGAACUCAACGCUGGAGAGUAUGACUUAUGGGGUUCCGAUGAUUGCGUGGCCACUUUACGCGGAGCAGAGGAUGAAUGCGUCGGUUCUAGUGGAGGACAUAGGUGUGGCUGUUAAGCCAGCUGUGGAUCCUGGAAUGGGAGAGGUGGUUACGAGAGAAGAGAUUAAGAGGGUUGUGAGUAAGAUAAUUGAAAGUGAAGAAGGGAAAGCCAUGAGGCGUAAAGCUAGAGAGCUGAGUCAAAGUGCUGCCAAAGCAUUGAACAGCAGCGGAAAUGGAUCUUCUUAUGAGUCACUUGUCCGUCUAGUCCACAAAUGGAAAGCAAAUCAGGUUUAAUUAUGUUACAAAAAAAGUUAAUUAUUACGUACUGUUGUUUUUUAAGUUGUCUACCGUUAUAAGUAGAUUAUUAAAGGUCCCUAUAUAGGAUAGCUCCAUUACAUGCAAUCAAAUAAUAAAAUCGAGCUAUUUCUUAAUUCAGGAUGAUGUUAGAUUUAGGCUAAUUAACAUUUUUUUUUUGUUUUUAACUUUAAUAUGUAAUAAAUUUUACUUUAUGAAAUUUUAACAUCGUUAAAAAUCUCUUAUAAAUCA